This is a messenger RNA of Amyelois transitella, 3890 nucleotides long. RefSeq names its product phospholipase ABHD3 (gene Hydr1). Gene Ontology annotation, biological process: medium-chain fatty acid biosynthetic process; medium-chain fatty acid catabolic process. The record is from RefSeq and is a predicted model, not a curated record. The transcript has 6 exons. Lineage: Eukaryota; Metazoa; Arthropoda; Insecta; Lepidoptera; Pyralidae. Bases 136 to 1317 code for a protein of 393 amino acids. Gene Ontology annotation, molecular function: acetylesterase activity; monoacylglycerol lipase activity.
CAUUUUCUUAUUUUCAUUCAUUAAUACUUCUGUAGUAGGAGGGAUAUAGGCAAAAUAUUUUUAUUUUCUGUUGAUGUUUAUAUUAUAGUUUUUGGUUUAUUUCAGUUAUAUUAUUUAUAUUCUUUUACAAAUAACAUGAUAGGGAUGUUUAUGUACAUUUUUGAGUUGAAAAAAGAGGUUUUAUUAGGUUUAUCCCUAUCAGUGCUCUAUAUAACCUAUUACCUAGUGGAAGCAGUCAAGAAACCCCUGCUAGUAUGCCGCGAGGGCCCAUUCCGGCAGUUCCUGGAGAACAGUGUCCCGCUGCUGCAGGAGCACUAUUGGCCCACCCCGUGGUGCGUGGAGGCGCGGCUGCAGACCGUGGUGGGCUCCGUGCUGCGCUCGCAUCUGCUGCCACAAGUACACUACCGCAGAGAGGUGCUGAAGCUGUCUGACGGCGGGCAGGUGGCGUUGGACUGGGUGGACUGCCCCGAGGAGGACGGCAGCCCGCGGCCCGUGCUACUGGUGCUGCCCGGGCUCACGGGCGGCUCGCAGGCGGACUACGCGCGCUGCCUCGUGGCCGCGGCCGCCGCGCUGCAGGCGCACGUCGUCGUGUUUCUCAACAGGGGCAUCGGAGGGAUCCCGCUUACGACGCCGCGGCUGUACUGCGCGCUGUCGCACGCGGACCUGGCGGAGGUGGUGGCGGCGGUGCGCGCGCGGCGCCGCGGCCCGCUGCUGGCGGCCGGCGUGUCGCUGGGCGGGCUCAUCCUGGGGCAGUACCUGGCCGCCGCCGGGGACGCGGCCGGCGUCAGCGCCGCGCUCAUCGUGUCCUCGCCGCUGGACGUGGAGCGCAGCGCGGAGUGCCUGGAGCGGCCGCUGCUGAACGCGGCGCUGUCGUACGUGAUGGCGCGCAACCUGCGCAACACGGUGCGCGCGCACGCGGCGCUGCGCGCGGCCGGCGCGGACUGGGCCGGCGUGGCCGCGUGCCGCUCCGUGCGCCAGUUCGACCGCGCCUUCACCACCAAGCACUUCGGCUUCCACAGCGUGGACGAGUACUACCGCCAGGCGACCCUCCGCGACAAGCUGGAGCGCGUGCGCGUGCCGCUGCUGUGCCUGUGCGCCGCCGACGACCCCAUGCAGCCCAUACACGUGAUCCCGAUGCGCGAGGCGUGCUCGAGCGCGCACGUGGCGCUGGCGGUGACGGCCCGCGGCGGCCACAUCGGCUUCCUCGAGGGCUGGUGGCCGGCCGGCGCCCCGUCCGCGCAGUACAUCGCGCGGCUGGCCCGCCAGUACUUCCGCGGCCUGCUCGCGCGCCCCGACCUGCUGCACGCGCGCCGCUGACGCCGCUAGCUACGGCACUGGGCGGGGCCGCGCCUCGUGCAGCGGAACUACUCGUUACACCGAGUCGAAUUAUUUGCUACGUCAACAUUCACACGUCACAUGACCAAUACCACCACAACCCCAAGCGAUAUUGGAGGAGUGCCGGGUAGCUUUGGUGAGUUUCAACCCUUAACCGAACUAAAUCAACUUAUCGAAAUAUUUUACAAAAUCUAUUAGGUAAUUACUAUCGUCGCUACGCACAUAUGACAAUAUUCGAACAAAUUAUUAACUAAGUAACUGAACACGCCAGCUUUUCUCUUUACUAUUAGUAUUAUCGCAAAUAUUGCGCGCGUUAUCUUAAUCCCGCGGAAGGUGACUCGAUUAAAACGUUUCUAGUUACUACACCUGCGCGAAUUGAUACAAAUUUAAGUUUUUAUUGGAAACGGACAAGAUACGUGUCUAAUUUAAUUUAAAAAUAAGACGCUUUUUUUAAUCAUAUGCUUACAUAACAUACGGCAUAUUAAUUUUGUUUUUUAUUAAUGUUUACAGUUGUUUUAUUUUAUAUAAUAUUACUGCUAUUAUACUUAAGAAUCUAGAAUUCUAAUAUAUAAAAGUAUUUUAUACCACGGACAAUAUCAAUUAAAAUGUAGGGAUUGGUAUGGAACUACAUACGAGUGCUAUGGGAUUGGUAUGGAACUACAUGCGAGUGCUAUGGGAUUGGUAUGGAACUACAUGCGAGUGCUAUGGGAUUGGUAUGGAACUACAUACGAGUGCUAUGGGAUUGGUAUGGAACUACAUACGAGUGCUAUGGGAUUGGUAUGGAACUACAUACGAGUGCUAUGGGAUUGGUAUGGAACUACAUGCGAGUGCUAUGGGAUUGCUAUGGAACUACAUGCGAGUGCUAUGGGAUUGGUAUGGAACUACAUACAAGUGCUAUGGGAUUGGUAUGGAACUACAUACGAGUGCUAUGGGAUUGGUAUGGAACUACAUACGAGUGCUAUGGGAUUGGUAUGGAACUACAUGCGAGUGCUAUGGGAUUGGUAUGGAACUACAUGCGAGUGCUAUGGGAUUGGUAUGGAACUACAUGAGAGUGCUAUGGGAUUGGUAUGGAACUACAUGCGAGUGCUAUGGGAUUGGUAUGGAACUACAUGCGAGUGCUAUGGGAUUGGUAUGGAACUACAUGCGAGUGCUAUGGGAUUGGGUUCACUCGAUGUGGGGGACAGUCCAACAUUGAAUCAACCAAAGAGUGGUUACAGCCCUCUAUGUGUCUAUAAUGAUGUCUCAUUUGGGUUGGUUGGAGGUACUCCAACGAAUAUUGACACUAAACAAUCAAUUCGAGAAAAUACCAGUGUCCAUCCAUACCACUUUGCACACAAAGAUAAGAUAGAUAAGUACCGUCAAAAUGUGAUAAAACCGACUACAAGUUAGCGAGUGAGAUUUAUAGAUUUAGGAAUCGCUUUCGGAGACGUGUUUGAAACAUAUCGUCCGCCGCACGCAGACGAGUCGCAUAUACACUCGCAUUAUACAUUAUCAUAGUUAUGUAAGUCGAUUGUUAACUUUAUCUCGUUGAUCGAGAUCGCACACACAAUAUCAUAUAUUUAUUAGCAGAUAGUAUAAUUCGGAUAGCGGGAGUCCGGCCCGGCCCGAGAGGGAACACUAGAAUACACCCCUUGUUGCAGUAUAUAAUAUAUAGAUUAUGUGAUAUUGAAUAAGGGUGAGUGGGAGCGCUAAUGUACCGUGACUUCUCCAGAAAUGUCAGUCAAUAUUUUUAUGCAUAUUUUUGUCAUUUACGUCAUUUUUAAAACUCCGUUAAGACAAAAUUUGUAUACUUUUAGUUCGGUUUUUAGUUGUAACACUACACACCAUCCUUUACAGAACAUUUAAGUUUUGAACAACUUUCUUACGGCCGUAAUAUCUUCUUUUAGGCGGCCAAAUAGUUGACACAAACAGUAGCCUUCCUUAAAAUCAGAUGUUACGUGUAGUAUUGUCUCAUUGAGAUGGGAAAGUGGCUCGCUCUCGGCCGGCGUCGGCCCCGCUAGUUCCGACGCUGUACAAGUGCCUGCGCGCGUCCGCGCCUUAGACUAUAUUAUAUCAUUAUUAUAUCGUAAGCUGUAUAUUGUGACAUUCCGCCCGUCUGUUGACCGCAUCGACAAGAUAUAUAUGUUGUUUAUUCAUUGUGUUAGAGUUUAUAUUGUAAAUUAUAACCGUUGGACCGUCAGGUUCGGUGCUAAACAACCACUAGUUGUUAAUCGUUAUACAAAUUAUAAGCCUUGCUAACUAGACGCUAUCAAAGAUGGCAUCAAAUUAUUAUCAGUUGAAAAUAUAAAGGUUUUUAAAUUUUAUGUGAAUGCGGCGGGCAUCAAAAACGCAUUUAUGAAUUCUAUGGAUAAAAUAAGUUUUUCCUUUGACCAAGCUUACAAUACUAAAACUUACAAAUGUAACUAAUUUCGACCUAUACGAUGACUAUAAUAGUUAAGUAUAUACCUAGUUAAUCUUCACUCGAGCCACGAGCCAGUUGCAGUAUUUAUACACGGCAGUCCGAGUGUGGGUCGAUGUUUGCGUUACAUUACGAAUUAUAUUUUUUACUAUACUGA